Molecule: messenger RNA, 7313 nt
Organism: Acinonyx jubatus (cheetah)
Lineage: Eukaryota; Metazoa; Chordata; Mammalia; Carnivora; Felidae
Product: translation initiation factor IF-2-like
Exons: 5
Coding region: 181-1059 (292 amino acids)
Source: RefSeq, a predicted model, not a curated record
UUAGGAAUUCCGACUCGGACAAGUUUUCUGUACCUCAUUUACAGCUACAACUCAAAACUUAGGCAGAAGACUUCGGGGCUCUGAGACCAGCCGGGUGAGUGGUGCGCGCUACGCAAUUCGCCGAGUCCACUGGAGACUUUGCCCGGCCGGAGUCAGCUGAGGCCGAGUCACCGGAGUGGGAUGGGGGAGGAGACGCGGGAGCAUUUCGAAGGCAGCGUGCCAAGAAGGCGAGACUCCGCGCCACCUCACGCUCCCCGGGCCGCCCAUCCCGGCCGCCGCCCCUCGCCCGCCGCCCGGGGCGGGCUUCGAACCCGCGGAGCCCGGCGCGGGUGGCGGUGCCGCAGCGGAGCAGCGGGGCCCCGGGGCCGGCGGGCGCGGCCGGGCCCGGCAGCCGGCGAGGGGCGUGCCGGGUGGGAGGGGCGCGCCGGCCGCUCUGCCGGCCCCACGCGGGGACCCCGGCCCGCCGCCCGCCGGCUCGCGCGGGGACGCGCCGGCCAGGCCCGAGCGGGCGGGCCGGCGGGCGGGAGGGCCGGAGACGGAACAAAAGCGCCUUUGUUGAGCGGCGGCCGCCGGAGGGUCACACACAAUGGAGGAAGGAGCCGGCUCCGCCGCCGCCGGCGGGCCCGCCGCGGCGCCCUCCAGAGCCGCCCCGCCGGCGCGCCCCGCACACGUACACACACACACUCACGGGACUUCUCCGGCUCAUCGAGGGAGUGCGGGGCCCGCGGACAGCCCCCAGUGUCGGCUCAGGUCUCCGGCUGUGCUGGCGGCAGCGGCGUCUCCGAGGCUCUCGCUUUGCCGCAGUCGCCGCCAUGUAACCCCGACCCGCGAGAGAGGGCGAGGGAGAGGGGGCGGGGUAUCCAUGAGCCACGCCCCCUCGCGUCACAGGCUCACUCCACGGGUUCCCCCGCCCCCGCUCGGCCCCGAGCGCCUGCACGCGCCGGAAUUUCCAACGCUGGUGACUGGGUUCCGCGCGCUGCGGGGGCGGCGGGAGAGGCACGCGGUGUCAUCAGCCACCUCAGUGCAAUUGAUGGGACAAUGGAGCAUGCAUGUGAGUAAGAGAAGCAAUAUGCACGUCCACUGUCCCUUGCUGCCCCAUUCACAGAGAGCAUUCUCCAUGCCCCACAAGCACAGAAUACUCAUGGACCCACACUGUGCUGGAGUUCAGUGAAACAAAGCCAGAUUGUUCCAAGGAUUACCUGAGACUGUGUCUGUGAAAGCACUCUGAAAAUGCUAAACAACUGCAUAAAUAAGGGGUGUCAUUAACAUCAUCAUUCAGUAGCUCACCUGGUUAAAACAUGGUUUCCUGAAGUUUGGGGAAGCUGAGCAAAGACUCACGUCUCCACAUUCCAAGUUCCAUGAUGGCCUUGGAGAGGGAGGGAACCAAAGGAAGAGGAAAAUGGGAAACAGUAACUAUUAAAGAGUAACCUGACAUGAUACCUGUGGCAGAUAGCAAGAUGCAUUGACCAGAUGCCCUUCAAGGAAGGACUUGUUGCCCAGCCUUGGAGACUGUAGUCGGCACACAGCUGUCAACUUGCAUUUCCUUCAGGGUUUGCCUCAUCUGCAGAGAGCCAUCUUGCCCAAGGAGAUGCCCCUUUCCCAGGUGGCCCAAAUCCAAUGACUGAUAAUGGCAAGGAUAGAAAGGCCUGGCUAUUUUGGCCCUGUGCAAGACAACUUCAAUGGCCAUUUCCGCUCGAGAGCUCCCAGUGGGGUUAGCUGAGGCUAUCAGCCUGCAGCUCAGAUCAACUUCUACCUUUCCCCACUCCUGUUUGCUUCCCCUCCUAUCCACAGAUGUUGAUCCCAAGAGCUCUCCCUAAUAAUUAUCCUGAAGACUAAAGUCUGCCUCAGAGUGUGUUCCUAAAACACCCAAACUACUACUCAGCCAGGAGAGGUCUGAGAAAGCAGACAAUAAAAUGGAGUUUUGGAUCUGCAUCGCUCACCACUCACCUGGUAGGAAGACCUCGUCACUGGUGAUAGAUGGAGGUCAGACAGUGACUGGCACAAGGUGGCAGCCCAGUUAUUAAGAUUUUCACCAGCAAUGAAUUGGGGUGGUAUGCCAGUGAAAGAGAAUGUAUUAGCUUUUGUACUGUGUGGAGGAGAUAGUAACUACAAGGGGAUUGAAUGGUUAUUGUGUAGCUCUACUGAAGCUCUAGGUAAAGAAAUGAAAAAGCUGAGAAAGUGACUAGCAGACAGCUGAAAGCCAAGUGUGAGAACUAGAAGGUCUCUUUCAUAGCAAGUAAAGAGGCUUUCAUAACCUGCGUUGGAGAGAACCAGAGCGAGCUAAACCGUUAUGUAACCAAGAGCCAAAGGUUAAACUACCAAGUAAACUAGGUCGCCUAUGCUAGAGAUGCUGCUGUGGUUGAGAAGGAGUGAGACCCUGGCACAUGGAAUAGGGACAUCUAAGCUGAUGCCCCCCAAAAUCUUGAAUUCCCAGAUUUCUCUUGAUCCUCAGAGCCUGAGGAAGUGAGCUACCCUUCCCUAUUAAAAGCUGCACAUUCCCUUUUAUUGAGAAAAUAAUGCCAAGGCCUCUCUCUGCAAGACAACAUGUGACUCCUCAGUAUCUGCCCCCACCUCCCCUCCUGUCCACUAAAUCUAUAACUAGGGUCACGUGGCAGCAUAACCCAGCUGGGGACAUGCUAGGCCUGAGAAGCAAGCAAAGAAACUAGACCCCAAAGGAGCAAAAAGAUCUAACCAGCAUGGGCUGCAGGAGGUGGCGGGAAUCCACAUGGGACUAGAUUCUGAGGAUACUUGAUCAAAGGGGAUAGAGCAUGAGAUUAGAUAACAAUUUGUGUGUGCUCUCCCAAAGUCAAAGAUUUACACUCUGAUGUAAAUCUUACUUGCCAGUAAAAUGGCUUCUGUGAAGCAUGGUAAAAGUGAUGGCCCAUGCUGAGUGAGAUCAAAAUACCAUAAAUGUCUUGGCAGGUGGGAGAGGAAAGAAUUAAAAUGCUAAGAGAAAUUAAAAAAUAAUAAAACAUCUAGGAGUGAAUUUAACAAGACUUGUACACUGAAGUAAAAAGGGGGGGAUAAAUUUAAUAAGACCUAUACACUGGAGAGUACAAAACCUUGUUGAAAUAAAUUAAAGAAGACCUAAAUAAAUGGAAAGAUAUUCCAUGUUCUUUUAUUGGAAGACUUACUGUUGUUUCAAUGCUAAUAACCUCCAAAUUGAUUUAUAGAUUCAAUGCAAUCCCUAUCAAAAUUCUGCCUGGAUUUUUUUUUCUUUCUUUUUUUUUUUUUUAAAGUAACAGAUCUUAAAAUUCAUAUAGAAAUGCUAGGGACCCUGAAUAGCUAAAACAGUCUUUGAAAAGAUCAAAGUAGAGUACUCAACUCCUAAUUUCAAAACUUACUACAAAACUAUUGUAACCAAAACAGCAUGGUACUGGCAUAAUGAUAAACAUAGCAUAAGAGAAUAGAACUCAGAGUCCACAAACAAGCCUACAUGUUUAUGUGCAAUGGAUAUUCAGCAAGAGUUCCAAAACAAUUAUUGAGGAAAGAAUAGUUUUUUAAACAAAUGGUUCUAGAGCAACUAGACAUCCCUAUGCAAAAGAAUGAGGUGGGACCGUUAUCUCACACAGUGCACAAAAAUUAACUCAAAAUGAACUAUAGAUCUAAAUGUAUAAAGCUCUUAGAAAAAAAUUAAGUAAAUUUUUGUGACCUUGGAUUAGGCAACAGUUUCUUAGACAUGACAUCAAAAACAUAGCCAACCAAAGGUAAUUUGGUAAUUUGGGCUUCGUCAAAAUUGAAAGCUUUUGUGGUUCAAAGAAUACCAGCAGGAAAGUGAAAGGACAGCCCACAGAAUAGGAGAAAUUAUUUGCAAAUAAUAUAUCUGAUGAGACUCUAAUAUCUAGAUAUCUGUAUCUAUAUGUAUGUAUCUAUCUCUUUAUUCAAUAAUAAGAGAAAUAACCCAAUUUUAAAAUGAGCAAAGACUUUUAAGGGGGGCCUGGGUGGGCUCAGUCAGUUAAGCAUCCGACUUCAGCUCAGGUCAUGAUCUCAUGAUUUGUGGGUUGGAACCCCAUGUUGGGCUCUUUGCUGACAGCUGAGAGCCUGGAGCCUGCUUCAGAUUCUGUGUCUCCCUCUCUCUCUCUCUGCCCCUCCCCUGCUCACAUUCUGAGAUACCAUUUAGCACCAAUAGAAAGACUGUAAUAAAAAAAAAAAGGGAAAAUAACAAAUGUUGGUGAGGAUGUAGGGAAAUCGGAGCCCUCAUAUGUUGCUGGUAGAAAUGUAAAAUGAUGCAGCAAAUUGAGAAAACAGUGUGAUAGCUGCUGAAAUAGUUAAACAUAAGGUUACCAUUUGACCCAGGAAUUCCAUACCUAGGUAUAUACCGGAGAGAAUUGAAACAUAUGUCUGCACAAAAUUUGUAUCCAAAUAUCUAUAGCAGCAUUAUUUACAAUAGCCAAAAAGUGAAAACAACUCAAUCUCCAUCAACUGAUGAACAGAUAAAUAAAAUAUGCUAUAUCUGUACUAUGGAAUACUAGUCAGUUAUAAGAAGAAGUGGGACUCUGAUACAUGUUACAACAUGGAUAAACUUUGAAAACAUUAUGCUAAGUGGAAGAAGGCAGACAUAAAAGGCCACAUAUUGUAUGAUUCCAUUCAUAUGGCAUGUUCAGAAGAGGCAAAUCCACAGUGAUAAAGUAAAUUAGUGGUUGCCAGGAGCUGUUGGUAGGAGAGAAUAAGGAGUGAUUGCUGACUGGCACAGGGUUACGUUUUGGUGUGAAAAAAAUAUUCUAAAAUUGAUUGUUGUAAUGGCUGUACAGCCUUGUGAACAUACUAAAAACCACUUCAAAAUGGGGAAUUUUAUGUAUAGUUUGUGUUACCUCAAUUUUUUAAAAAGGGUUCAGGGAAGUAGGAGUGCUGGUGUGGCCACAUUAUGUAAGAUCAGAAAACCCACCAGAUGACUGUUCCACAGGAGGACCUGGAGAAUACAGUGUCUACCAAAGCAAAGAAGAAUGUGUUCAUAAACAGCACUAGAAUCACUGUGAAGUCUAGUGGUGGCUUGCUUUUGAAGGCUGGACUUAUGGUAGGGGAAGCUGUUACAAAACUGAUCUCCUCAUUAGCAAGGGAGAUCAUAUAACCCAGAAAUGAUUGAGCCAGGUGGCAUCACGCGACUGUCAGAAAUCAUGUGGAUGCAAUUAGGAUAAUGAGUGGCAAGAUCAAAGUGGCAACCAUGAGCACCUGACCUACAGAGAGUUAUGGAGAUAGUUAAUAAAACAUGGUGUCACUUGCUAGAAAAUAGAUGGGCAGCCAAUAAGGGUACUACUCCUUCUGUAUAAGCAAAAGAAAACAGAGGGUGAAGGGAAUGGAAUAUUUGGGAGCAAAGUUCUUAUAUACUGUUGAAAUUAAAUUCAUAUAAAGAUGUUAAUUGUAAUACCCCAAGGAACCACCAAGAAAACAACUCAAAAUAUACAUAUGUACUAAAUAGGAAACGAUGAGAGAAUUAAAAUGGUACAUUGGAAAACAUCUUUUUAGCACAAUAGAAGGCAAUAAUAUAUGAAGGAAUAAAAAAGACAUGGCAUAUAGAAAAGAACGCUAAGUGGCAGAUGGGCAGAUAUAAAUCCCUCAUGUAUAGAAGGACUCAGCCAGUUGAUUUUGCCUCUGUUACUGACCACACUAUUGCUGGCACAAUGGAUACGUGAAUGAAGUAGCCAUGGUGGCAGAGACUGAGGCUAUUCUUGGCCCGAUAGCAUGGGUUCCCACUUCUCAGGGCUCAUCUAGCUAUUGCCACUGCUAAAUGUCCAACUUGACAACAAGAGAUCAAUGCUGACUUCCUGAUAGAGCACCAAUCUUCAAGGAGACCAACUAAGCAAUUGGUGGCAAGUUGACUACUUUGGGACCUUUCCACCUUGAAAGGGCCAGUAGUUCAUCCUGCUAGGAUGAAGACAUAUUCUGGGUAAGGGUUUAAAUGUCUUAUCUUCAGGCUUCGCCCUGGGCUUACACAAUGUUUGAUGCACCAGCAGAGGACCUCCCAUAACAUUGUAUCAGAUCUAGGAACCCAACCUACAGCACAAAAGGUGUGAGAGUGAACUCAUGACAAUGUUAUCUACUGGUUGUUAUCACUUAUUUUAGCACUCCAAAGCUUCCAGCCUUGUAGAGCAUCGGAAAGCCUUGCUGAAGGCACAGCUGAAGUAUUAGCUUGGUUGAAAUGCUAUGAGUGCCAUCUUCCAGGAUACAUUAAACCUAUUGAAUAAAAGAUCUUUAUGUGGUGCUGUAACCCCAGCAGGAAAAAUACAUGGGUCUAUGAGACAAAAUAUGGAAUUAGGAGUGGUCUUGCUUAUCAUCACUCCCAAUGGCCCCGUGGGGAAUUUAUGCUUCCUGUUCCUGCUAGUCUGUAUUCUGCAGGUUCAGAGGACCUGGUUCCUAAAAGGAGAAUAUUUCUACCAAAUGGUACAGCAAGAGUCACUUUGAUUUACUAGCUAAAACUGCUGCCUGGGUACUUUGGGUUCCUACUAUUCAGGAAUAAUUGGGCUGUAAGUAGAGGAACAAUCUUGGCAGGGGUAUUAACCCUGACCAUCAGAAGGAGUUAGGUAAGGUUGCUGUUAUACAGUAAGGGUAGGAAAAAUUAUUUUAGCAUUGAGACCAUGUAUCUGAAUGCUUCCUGUUAGUCCCUUGCACAGUUACAAUGGUAAAUGAAUAAUGCAGCAAGGACAUGGCAGUUAGGAACUCAGACCUCUCUGGGAUGAGAAUCUAGAUCAUGCCCCCAGGUAAGCCACUAAGACUAAGAGAAGUGCUAGCUGAGAGUGAGAGGGAUUUAGAAAGGAUGGUCAAGGAGGGAGGCUGUAAGUUUCAAUGAGAGCCCUGAGACCAGCUACAGCAGGGCUAUAGCUUGUCCUACAAACCUUCCUCUUCUAAGUCUCCCCAAGAGGAGAGGCUCAUCAGAAACCUGGAGAAGCUACUCUUCAACAAAAAUGAGGUGGAUCCAAGAGCAGCACAGGGAAUGAACAUGGAGAUGAGCCCCUGAGAUUUCUCUUUGCAAGACUUCUUGUCCCGGCUCCCUGGAGGACUGUCAGCAGGCAGCCUUCAGUUCCCAGCUCCUGCUGCUGCAGACAGUUGCUUUAUCAAAGCUCAGGCCCUUUGGGGCUAGGCCAUAGCCAAUUCUUGAUCCAGGUCUGGGUUUAAAGCCCAGCCCUUUCAGCCUGGUUUGGGACAGUAAUGAAGGGUCAUUUCAGCUCCAGAGCUCCUCAUGGGGUUAAUUAAGGCUGCUGGGCCUUCCUUAUAUGCAGCUUGCUUUUUCCUUCUGUCUAAGCCUGUUUCUAAGCCUGACACCCUUCCACAGGUAUCAAUACCAAAGGCACUCCCUAAUAAACAUCCUGGACACUAAA